GUCUCGGGACUGAGGGAGGACCUGAGGAAACUUGAGGACAUGCGGCGUCUUGUAGAAACUUUCCCGAAAUCGACGUGAGCAGCGCACGGGAGAUGAAGUGAAGGAGGAAGAGGAGGCCCCGCUCUUCCGCUGCUCCCCGAUCCAGCUGCAUGGCAAUGGCUGACUAGAGUGACCUCGCCUGGAGUCGUUGAAAGGAUGCAGGUGGUCCACGUCACCCUGACUCUGGCCCUCUUCUCUCUGGGGUCCACCCUGGACCAGAACCAGGGGAACCAUGCGACACACUCCACGCAGAAGAACCAGCCGCACAUCAUCUUCAUCCUCAUCGAUGACCAGGGCUUCAACGAUAUCGGCUACCACAACCCCACCAUCAAGUCUCCCACCCUGGACAAGCUGGCAGCGGAGGGCGUGAAGCUGGAGAACUACUACGUCCAGCCCAUCUGCACGCCGUCGCGCAGCCAGCUGCUCACCGGCAGGUACCAGAUCCACACGGGGCUGCAGCACUCCAUCAUCCGACCCAGUCAGCCCAGCUGCCUGCCCGCGCACAUGGACACGCUGCCCGAGAGGCUCCGCCAGGCCGGCUACGCCACCCACAUGGUCGGGAAGUGGCACCUGGGCUUCUACAGGAAGGCCUGUCUGCCCACCAGGAAGGGCUUCGACUCCUUUUUCGGCUCCCUGACAGGAAGUGUGGAUUACUACAGCUACGUGUCAUGUGACGGACCUGGCAAGUGCGGGUACGACCUCCACGAGGACGAGGGCGUGGCCUGGGGCCACCAGGGGAAGUACUCCACCGCCUUGUUCACGCAGAGAGCGCGCAAGAUCCUGGAGAGCCACGACCCCAGCCGCCGUCCCCUCUUCCUGCUGCUCUCCCUCCAGGCCGUCCACACUCCCCUGCACCCCCCGAAGUCCUACAUCUACCCGUACAGGGACAUGGAUAACGUGGCCCGCAGGAAGUUCGCCGCCAUGGUGUCGACGGUGGACGAAGCGGUUCGGAACUUGACCUACGCGCUCAGGAAGUACGGCUACUACCGCAACAGCGUCAUCAUCUACUCCACUGACAACGGCGCGCAGCCGUUCACCGGCGGCAGCAACUGGCCACUGCGGGGUCGAAAGGGUACGUACUGGGAGGGUGGCAUCCGCGGCGUGGGCUUCGUCCACAGUCCCCUGCUGAAGCGCCGGCGCCGGGUCUCCAACGCCCUCCUCCACAUCACCGACUGGUUCCCCACGCUGGUGGCUCUGGCCGGGGGCAACGUCAGCAAGAGUUCAGGUCUGGACGGCUUCGACGUGUGGUCCACCAUCAGCGAAGGGAAGGAGUCGCCCCGUCACGAGAUCCUUCACAACAUCGACCCCCUCCACAAUCCCUCGGCUCUGAGGAGCAAGUGGGAAGCCAGCGCAGACGGGCCACCAAAACCAGCAGUGAGGAGGACCCAGAGUCAAGUCAAGAAGCCGAAAAAGAGGAAGAAGAAGUUCCUGAAGCAGAAAACAGGGUUCAGAACCAAGAAGUCCAAAGCAUUUCUACAUCACGAGUCCAAGCCCAAACUGAAGCCAAACAUGAGGAGGACCAAGUUCCACAACCAGACGCUGAUCCGCCCCGCCCAGCUGAGGCGCCACCUCAGGGUGAGGUCUACACAGAUGUUACCCCAGCACCAGAACUCGUCCCAGUCGGAGAACCAUCUGCUUCCCACUUCGGAGUCGUACCAGGCGCUCUGGGACACCACGGUCCAGGCCGCCAUUCGGGUGGGAGACUGGAAACUGCUGACCGGAGAUCCAGGCCACGGAGAGUGGGUCCCCCUGCAGGUGCUUCCCACGCUGCUGGGUCGCUGGUGGAAUCUGGAACGGGCCGUUUCCACGCUCCAGAAGUCCACCGCCAGCAAGAGCGUCUGGCUGUUCAACAUCACCGCCGACCCGUUCGAGCGGCAGGACCUGGCCGACCAGAGGCCCGACGUCGUGCGCCGCCUGCUGGCCAGACUCGCUCACUACAACCAGACGGCGGUGCCGGUCUUCUUCCCGCCUGACGACCCGCGGGCCGAUCCCGGCCACCACGGCGGCGCCUGGGUCCCGUGGGCCGAUGCAGACGCCGUGGAGGAGAAAGCCAAGUAUCACAGUGUCGACAAGAAAGAAAAGCAUGUGAAGAAGAAGAAGAAGAAAAGCAAGAAGUGUCGGCUGUGUAAGCUGAAGACCUUCUUCCUGAACCUCAACACGCGGAUUAUGUCCAACCGGAUCUGAAGCUGUGAAUGUUUCAACUGUGAGACACUGUUUUCAGGCUGUGGCGACGAGUGGAAACUUUAGUAAUGACGUGUUUAGUAACAUUUCCUGAGCAAACACUUUUCAUACUCGAGGUCAUGACACCUUCACGGGAGAAGGGAAGGCGGACGACAGCCGGGGGCAACUCCAACUCCCGGUGCUGACUGGAAGUUCAAGUCUUCUAGAAUGUGAAUGUGUCGCGACGUAUCUCACAAGCAAAAUGGGAGAAUGCUGUGUUGGCGAGAUCUUCGUUCACGUUUGAAAUAAA
This is a messenger RNA of Synchiropus splendidus (mandarinfish), 2509 nucleotides long. RefSeq names its product arylsulfatase I-like. The coding region runs from base 196 to 2223 and encodes 675 amino acids. The transcript is spliced from 11 exons. The record is from RefSeq and is a predicted model, not a curated record. Lineage: Eukaryota; Metazoa; Chordata; Actinopteri; Syngnathiformes; Callionymidae.